GUUGUGUUGUGACUGUCCGCUACUCGACCUGUUUGUUGCUCCUUCCAAAAUUCACAAUUUUUAAAAACUAAAACACACUUUCUCGAUCGCAACGUAACUACUGUUGUAUCCUCAAUGGGUCUUCUCUCUCUUUUGCGCAAGUUGCGGUCCGCGCCGGAAAAAGAGCUACGCAUACUAUUGCUCGGACUGGACAAUGCCGGCAAGACGACACUACUGAAACAGCUCGCAUCCGAGGAAGUCACACAAGUGACUCCGACAGCAGGAUUCAACAUCAAAUCCGUUGUGUCGGACGGCUUCAAGCUGAACGUCUGGGAUAUUGGCGGGCAGAGCAAAAUACGUCCUUAUUGGAAAAACUACUUCGAAAACACCGACGUGCUAAUUUAUGUCAUUGACUCAAGCGACAAGAAAAGGUUGGAAGAAACCGGUGACGAGCUUACCGAAUUGCUCUUGGAUGACAAACUCAAAUCAGUCCCGUUGCUAGUGUUUGCCAACAAGCAGGACGUUGUUGGUGCCCUAAAGGCUUCCGAGAUUGCAGAAUGCUUAAAGCUGGUAAAACUGAUGGAUCGUACAUGGCAAAUACAGGGAUGUUCAGCUCUGCAAGGCACAGGAGUGAAGAUGCCUCUUUCAAGACGGUGUAGAAAUAUUCUUCAUGCGCGAGUUCUUUGGUAUGACGCACAAGCGCUCGGCUCGAAAUCCGACACAAAACUGAAUGGAGUAAAGAAUAUCCACGUACCUCGUGAAGAUCGUCCGCAGUCAUGAAGCAACAGCAGCUCGGCAACCCCUUUCUCCAGCCGCUACCAGGGCACGAGUGAACGAGACAGCUAUGGUGGACAAAGGCAAAAAAGCAAACGUAAUUGUCGAGUUGCGAUCGCGAAGGAGAAAAGGUAAAGGUGCUUGAGAAGAUGGGACGUAAGGAAACGCUUAAAGAUGGAAAGGAAAGAAAUAACGUAAAAAGUCAACCUAAACAUGAGAAAGCACGGCACGAUGGGCAUCGAAACGAAACGGAGCGAAGCACUAGAACAGGUUGUAUGUGUGUGCAGCAGCCAGCGAAGAAGUCAGCGAGCCAGCAACGUACCUAGGAGCGUGAUCGUAUGUAGC
This is a messenger RNA of Anopheles arabiensis, 1098 nucleotides long. Its product is annotated as ADP-ribosylation factor-like protein 3. The record is from RefSeq and is a predicted model, not a curated record. NCBI's taxonomy places the organism in Eukaryota, Metazoa, Arthropoda, Insecta, Diptera, Culicidae. The transcript is spliced from 3 exons. Gene Ontology annotation, biological process: cilium assembly. Gene Ontology annotation, cellular component: microtubule cytoskeleton; cytoplasm. Gene Ontology annotation, molecular function: GTPase activity; GTP binding. The coding region runs from base 115 to 759 and encodes 214 amino acids.